CAAGAUUGAUUCCGGAUCUUUCGCAGCCCGAGCUUCCCACUUCCCACGAUCUCCAGCCAUCAAGCAUCAAGCCAUCAACUAGCUGUUCACUUUCUUGGGCACCAUACGUACCAUACUAAUGUAUUCCUAUUAAAGCAAGAGAGAAACGACCAUGAGUGCCCCGAUAUGGAGACUCUACGGAGUACCCUUGUCGCAACCCUUUCGAUCGGUUGCGUGGGCUCUGCUACAGAAUCAGAUUCGAUUUGAAGUCCAGUUGACGGUGCCAGGUGCCACCACCAAAAUUGGAAGUCGCAACGAUGCCUUUCGGAGUCUCUCCAAAAUGAGAUCUUCCAAAAUUCCACUCCUCCAAAAUACGCGCACGGGAUUUACCAUUGCCGAAAGUCCCGCCAUUUUGGCGCAUUUGUGCGAAGGGACAAGCCUGUACGCUCCUCCAGGGUCCACUCAACGAGCCACCAUUGACAGUUACAUGCACUGGCAUCACACAGGGACUCGCAAAUUGUCGUCUUUCAUAUUCCCUUACUUGAGACCGGCCGAAGCCACGCAAGUGAUAGAUCAAGACCAACAACUCCAAGCAAAAAUGGCUGCCACACUGAAAUCGCUCGAAAACGGAUGGUUUGCCGACAUGACCACGGAGAAAGAGUGCUUUUUGGCCGGUGGAACGGAUCCAUCCAUUGCCGAUUUGUUGGCGUACGAAGAAAUUGUACAGCUUCCCAUGCUGGGGCUCUUGCCACAAUCCCAAUUGCAGGCAGAGUAUCCCAAGAUUGCCGCCUGGACGGAACGUAUGGCAAGGUUGCCCUUUCAUGAUCCAGUCCACAUUGCCAUGACAGAACUGGGAGAUGUGACUGAUACAAACAAUGAGAUUCCCUUGAUGAAGAGACUGGGAGCCGCCAACAAGGCAGCGCUCCAGGCAUUGGCUGAAGCACAAACCAAUUUUCCGACUGAGCAGGAUAGUGAAGCGACAACCAAUUCCAAGCUCUAAUAAUAGCCAACCAUUUGGAACGAAUCUGGAGCACAGUUUCAAUACUGUGCUGGCUCGGGUUCUUGAUAGGGUCCAUUGCUCAGUUUUUUAGCAGGUCAACUCCGAGUAUUGAUGAGAUCCAUCUCUAGAGGUUCCAAUCCUGCCAAUUUUAUUAGAAGUAUUCAGAAGUAAUCCCAAGAACAUGCACUUCCUCUGUACCGGUAUCCACGGUUCUCCUUCAUUCCAUUCCACACGCUCCC
Messenger RNA from Seminavis robusta, 1218 nucleotides. Lineage: Eukaryota; Bacillariophyta; Bacillariophyceae; Naviculales; Naviculaceae. The record is from the annotation of a GenBank genome assembly.